Pteropus alecto (black flying fox) is the source of this 1835-nucleotide messenger RNA. It is a transcript of the gene ZNF157, whose product is annotated as zinc finger protein 157. The coding region runs from base 50 to 1570 and encodes 506 amino acids. Gene Ontology annotation, molecular function: DNA-binding transcription repressor activity, RNA polymerase II-specific. The record is from RefSeq and is a predicted model, not a curated record. Lineage: Eukaryota; Metazoa; Chordata; Mammalia; Chiroptera; Pteropodidae. The transcript is spliced from 4 exons. Gene Ontology annotation, biological process: negative regulation of transcription by RNA polymerase II.
UACAGACACUCCUUCAGCUUUGGAAGGUGGGCUGAGACCCAGGGCGAACAUGCCAACUGAAGGGAAAUCACCCCAAAGAUUCUCUGCCCUGGUUCCAGGACAACCUGGCACAUCAUUUAAGGAAUCUGUGUCAUUUGAGGACGUGGCUGUGGAUUUUACCCGACAAGAGUGGUACAGACUGGACUCUGCUCAGAGGACCAUGCACAAGGAUGUAAUGCUGGAGAACUACAGUAACUUGGCGUCCGUGGGCCUCUGCGUGGCCAAACCAGAGAUGAUCUUCAAGUUGGAGCGAGGAGAAGAGCUAUGGGUGUUAGAGGAGGAAUCCUCAGGCCAUGGUUACCCAGGGUCUCUCUCACUGCUGUGUGGCAACAAUUCUGUUGGGGGUAGUGCAUUCAGGCAUGAUAAUGACCUACUUCAGCAUCAGAAGAUUCAAACUUUGAGUCAAACUCUUGAAUAUAAUGUAUGUGGGAAAGUUUUCUACAAGAAAAUGGGCUUUGUUGGACAUAAAAGGACAUACACAAGAGAUAAAAACUUCGAAUGUCGUGAAUGUGGGAAAACGUACUGCAGGAAAUCAAACCUUAUUGAACAUCUGAGAAUACACACGGGGGAGAGACCCUAUAAAUGUGGUGAAUGUGCAAAAACCUUUAGUGCAAGAUCAUACCUCAUUGCUCAUCGUAAAACACACACAGGGGAAAAGCCCUUUGAAUGUAAUGAAUGUGAGAAAUCUUUUGGCAGGAAGUCACAACUCAUUCUACAUCAGAGAACACACACAGGAGAGAGACCCUAUGAAUGUACCGAAUGUAGGAAAACCUUUUCUGAAAAGGCAACCCUCAUGAUUCAUCAGAGAACUCAUACAGGGGAGAAACCCUAUGAAUGUAGUGAAUGUGGGAGAAAAUUUCGUGUUAAGAUAUCUCUUACCCAACACUGGAGAACUCACACUGGGGAGAAACCCUAUGAAUGUGGUGACUGUGGGAAAAACUUCCGUGCAAAGAAGUCCCUAAAUCAACACCAGAGAACUCACACAGGCGAGAAACCCUAUAAAUGUGAGGAAUGUGGGAAAUUCUUCAGAAUGAAGACGACGCUCAACAAUCAUCAGAGAACUCACACAGGUGAAAAGCCCUAUCAGUGUAAUGAAUGUGGAAAAUCUUUCAGGGUGCACUCGUCUCUUGGAAUACAUCAGCGAAUUCACACAGGAGAGAAACCUUAUGAAUGUAAUAAAUGUGGCAAUGCAUUCUAUGUUAAAGCACGCCUCAUUGAACAUCAGAGACUGCAUUCAGGAGAGAAACCCUAUGAAUGCAGUGAAUGUGGAAAAAUCUUUAGUAUGAAGAAAUCCCUUUAUCAACACCAGAAAACUCACACAGGAGAGAAACCUUAUGAAUGCAAUGAAUGUGGAAAUGCCUUUUAUUUGAAAGUACGCCUCAUUAAACAUCAGCAAAUUCACACAGGAGAGAGAUCUUUUGAAUGUCCAGAAUGUGGGAAAGCCUUUUGUCGGAAAGCACACCUCACAGAACAUCAGAGAACUCACAUAAGCCGGCCCUUGUUUUGUACUAUGGACAAAGCUUCUCUAUGAAGACUCCCCUCACCAUUUGAUAGAGCUCUUUGAACCAUCAGAUCACCAGGGCACAGAGUGCACCUGUAACAAUUUGGCUCUUACAUCAGUGUGAAAAUAUGUCCUGAUAUUCUUAGGGGAUAGCUCAUUUUUUUCGAUUUCAUUUGAAUUUCUCUAAUUAGUGGUGAGGUUGAACAUCUUCCUCUCUGUUGAUUAGCUGUUUGAGUUUUCUCUUCUGUGCAUUGGCUGUUUAUAUCCUUUGCUCACUGUUUUCUAAUGGGCUGUU